GUUUUUGGAGGGCGCGAACCACGUUUUCACGUCGUGUCGAUUUGACUUCGAGUCGAUCGCGCGUUUUUCUGCGUGUUUACAUCGUGCGAGCAUGCGAAAUGGCACCUAAGAAGUGGCGCUUAAAAGCGAUCCAGGGACGAAAGUGUGUACCGGUCGUUUCUUUCUCUCACGGCUCGCUGAACGCCUCGACGCGACUUCCCACGAAAGUCUACGAACACGACGUGAUAACCGGGGGUCGCACCAAGACCCGCCGUGUCCUAACUUGCGAGGCCGAAGGCUUGGAGUACGUCGGGGAGAACUUCGGCGAGCAUGGACUUCGAGCCAACGCGCAGUGCAACCACUUCGUGGCCGUCGAAAACGUCAGCACGGGCGCCGUUUCGCUCUACCCUGCAGACCUGAUCUCCAUGCGACCCUACUUCGCCAAACGUGCCUCCGAGGCGGCUGCUGGAGACACCAAGACCUUCCGCGAAAAGGUCGACGCCCUGGCGACGGCGUUCGGUAGCAAGCGCAAGAGGAAAGCCGUCGAGACGCGUCUCCGACUGAACGUCGAAGAGGACACCCUCCACGAGACGACCGCAAGCACGCUGGCAGCCGUCAAGGACAGUCUGGCGGCCCUCGACGCGACGGUCGACAAGUCCUCUCCGGCGGGCGUCGUCGUCGACUCCAUACCGCCCCAGAACCGCGAGGCGACCAUACCGCAGGACGUGUACCGCAUCGAAGACCUCAUCCCCUCCGAACACGUCGAUUACCUCGACGAAGUCGCCGAACCCUUGCUGAACGCGACGCCCGAACAGAUCUCCCAGUGGAAGUCGGAGGCCUCCUACCCGGAGUACGUCAUAGACCGGGUCUCCCGCCUCUCCAGAGACCCCGAGAACAGGGUCAUCGAGGCGAGACUUCUCGCCUUCUACACCAUGCUGGUCUUGAUCUCUCGCUUGAGGUACACCGACGUCAAGAAGAAGGACCCGUUGCCGGACAUAGCGCAGCCACUCAAGGGUGUCCUCCUGGACACCUUCACGCUGACGUCACGAAGCGAAAGGGGCGUUACGUCACGAAACUUCCCGCAGAGGAUGAAGGACAAGGUCCUAGCCUACAUCCUGGUCAUCGUGCUCAUACUGGAGGACUAUAAGUUCGACUUCAAGACGGUCCAGCUAGACACCAAGGCGUCGGACAGGAUACUGACGACGCUGGCGUACGCCCUCGGGUGUCACGUGGGAACACGAAAGACUCCCGGCUCGCGGGUCGGCAGCAAGUUCAUGGAACUGAAGCUGCCCCUGGUGGACCCCAGCCAGCAGCAGCGAGCCAAGAAGGGCAGGAUGUGAAGCGUGUUUUGUUUUUUAUUGUUGUUGCAUAAAGGAGCAUUGUACAGUCAUGU
Molecule: messenger RNA, 1372 nt
Organism: Rhipicephalus sanguineus (brown dog tick)
Lineage: Eukaryota; Metazoa; Arthropoda; Arachnida; Ixodida; Ixodidae
Gene: Polr1E
Product: DNA-directed RNA polymerase I subunit RPA49
Exons: 1
Coding region: 99-1319 (406 amino acids)
Biological process (GO): transcription elongation by RNA polymerase I; RNA polymerase I preinitiation complex assembly; nucleolar large rRNA transcription by RNA polymerase I
Cellular component (GO): RNA polymerase I complex
Molecular function (GO): DNA binding
Source: RefSeq, a predicted model, not a curated record